UGGUUGGGAGGGAAAGAGAGAAGGAUAGAGAGACAGACAGAGAGAGAGAGUUGAGUUGUGUCCCAUAUGUGGUAAAAAGCAUAGUACUGCACACACAAGCCUGUCUGCUCCAGGGAUUAUGCUUUUGAAUCUGAUGUUGAAAACGCAGGCAUGAGUAGAAACACGUUUUUUUAGAGUCCCAAUGUGAAUACCGGCAAGCGAUGGACUACAGUCGUAUAGACGCUAACCUGGGUUUCCCCGCAGAACUGUUACCGUAAUCGAGACCAGAUCCGCAGAAUGCUGAGUCCCAUUGUUCCCUAUAGCCUAUUGAAGAUGCACUGGAACCCGGAGCAUGCACAGCCCCUGAGCCAGUGGCCUGAGCAGCAUUUGGACGUGUCCUCCACCACCUCAUCCCCUGCCCACAAGUCUGAGCUCUACCCCAGCCGCAGCCCCUACAGCUAUGCCUGGGCAAAUGAUGACAUUUCAGCGCUUACUGCCUCCAACCUGCUGAAGCGCUAUGCUGAGAAAUACUCUGGAAUGCUAGACUCACCAUACGAACGUCCUGCUGUGGGCACAUACCCUGAGCCUGGAGCCUUUGGGGCCCUUAAUGGAGGGCAGAAAAGCGAACUGGAACCUUGGCCUCUAACGCACAGCACUGAUGGGGGGUAUCCCUUAGUGCCUCCUUCUCAUGAUGGUUUGUCUGGAACAAAGGUGGUUCCCACAUCAGCAGGUCCACCAGGCUCUGGCAAUGUGUCAGCAGUUAACCUUUCAGACUCGGGAUACAGUGGGAGCAGCUCCUGCAGUGGGCCCCAUUCCAGUGACUACCCACCCAGUUAUAAUGGCACCUACCUUUCAUCAGGGUACUGCACCCAACCCAGUUCAGCACUUCCACCAGUUUCAUUACAUGCCCUUCAGCCUAGCCCCACACUUCUCCCCAGUUACACACCUUCUACCCCGAUUUACAACUACCCCCCUAACACCUACGCUCACCAGACUAGCCUUGCUCCUAGCUACACCCAUCCAACAGGCCCUUACAUCCCCUCAGGCAUAGCCACCCCUUCUCCACUUCCAUCGAGACCCACAGUGGUUGCUGGCAGUUAUGGUUAUCAGAACAGCAGUCUAGGGGGCUCAGAGCCAGGUGGCCCUCUGAAGAGAAAAGCAUUUGAGAUGACCCUGGAUGAGGAAGAUGGAGACAAUUCACGCUAUAGGAAAUAUAGCUAUGACCCCAUAAAAGCUGGGGGAGAUUCUCCAUAUGGGGUCCCUGAUAAAGCUGAGUGCCAUGGAAAUGGCUUUGGAACAGGCGACACAGAUCCUCAAGCCUUUAAGCCUAGUAAACCUUCAUCUCAGUCGAACCUGGAAGGAGACGGAGUGGGGAAGUACAGUGGGCUAAAGCCCUUGGUUUCCAGAACGUAUGGAGCCGCAGGGGACUACAGUCCACCGGCAGCCAUGACUGGGAAGAACAGAAAUGCGGAGCAAGGCUUCUCCCAGCAUCGGUCUCAGAAGCGCUCCGAUCCCAUGAAAAGCAUGGAGCCCCAAAUGCUGGAGCUAGUAAGCCAGGAACUGCAAGAUUGCCGUCCGGCUUUACUUUGGAGUGAACUGGCUGGGAACAGUCACAUCAAAGCAGCGCUGGAGGAAGAUGUGCUGUGGCCUGUCCUUCGACCCAACCCUGCCAUCCGCCCACCCAGAACCGUCCUGCUGUUUGGUCCUCAAGGAGGGGGCAAAACCACACUGGUACGAUCCAUGGCAUCUCAACUGGGUGCUACCUUCUAUAGGCUGAGUUGUGCAACUUUGGCCUCUAAACCGAAAGGAGAAGCAGAGCAACUUCUUGCCACUCUGUUCUUGGUAGAAACAGCCCGACAACCUGCAGUGGUGAUGCUCAGUGACGUGGAGGUCAUUGAGGGGGAAGGUCUCAGACAGCAACUGCAGGCCCAGUUAGAGAAGAUUCAGCAUGGUCAGAGCAACCUGGUUCUGGUUGUGUGCACCACGAGACGGCCUGAUUUGAUCAAAGAUCCCCUUAUGCGCUGCUUCACCAAGCGUUACCACAUAGGCCUGCCAGAUGGAAACACACGCAGACAUGUGCUUCUGCAGGCGCUGGCGCCCCAAGGCUGCAGUCUAGGCGAAAGGGAGAUGUCAGCAGUACUGCAGCGUUCAGAAGGCUUCUCCGUCUGGGAGCUGCUGCAGCUCUGCCAGCAGGCUCUGGCAUCAGCUUCUACCUCUGCACCCAUGCCCUUGCACGGCCUCCCUUCAUCCCUUUCUUCUCCUACCUUCCAAGACUUUGAAAAUGCUUUCUGCAAGGUACGACCUCACAGCACCCCCAAAGAACUGGCCACUUGUAUGGAGUGGAGCAAGGUUUAUAGUCACUGAGAACCCAGUCAGCCACUGGUUUGGGACUGCUAUAUGUUUAUCUUUCUUUUUUUAACUACUUUUUGCAGCCAAAAGUGUUGGACUUGAAAUUACAGUUUAUGGUGGGGAGGCAUUUUGCAUUUAAUCUAGGAAACAUACCAUGGCGUGUUGUUUUUUUCUAUAAAUAUACAUAUACUUUAUUUUUUUCCCAAAGAAAUGAAAUUUUUGGCCUUUCUUGAAGGGGCAUUUAUUAGUUGCUUGGCAUAUCUGAUAGAAAGUCUGAAUUAUAUUUUGGAAUUUCACUGGAAUUCCAAUUAGCCUUUAUCCUGGAUUAAACCUGGAGGUUAUAUAUAACUUGACUUUUCCUGAAAAAAAACCCAUUAAUUAUAACUCUCAGGAUCCUAUUUAUUGCCAGUCCACUCCAGUGGUGUUGUUUAAUUUGUGUUGAUUUACUUUAAAGAUCUUUUGGUGUUAAAGGGCUUAGGAUAUAUCAAAACUACUUUGUUUGUACCAAAAAUGCUCACCAACAAUAUAAUGUCAGAGUCAAAGCAUUCACCAAAAUGUAUUUACUGUUAUGCAACCUCUAAGGGAAGAAAGCAACAGUAUUUUACAAAGUUGAUUGUUAGGCCACGGUCAAAUCUUGUGCACUUUUUGUCAAAAUGGUCAUUUUACCAAAAGAGUAUGCAUUGCUACCCAAAAAGUGUUAAAAUGCUAAUCCAUAGAAACUCAGAUAAUAGAAAGACAGACUUUUACUGUUGAUACACUUAUUUCAGAACACUUUAUUGAAGAUAAUAAAUAUUUCCUCAAAUACAACAUGUAAACAACCCAUCAAAUUCCUCACAAUCUUGUGAGAGCCUUUGCGCAGGACCCUCAAACAAAAAAAAACAAGCAAGGGCCCAAGAAUGACAAUUUUCUCGCUUUACUCAGUUUAUUUUAUUAGUAUAUGUAGUCUUGUUUGAAAUACUCAGGAAGAAUUUCUUUACCUCAGAAAUGAUAAAUAAAGAAUGUAUGUAAUCUUAGGGUCUUAGUAGUAAGCAUUGAGGUUGGAGGUGAGCAACAGACCUGACACAGACCUGUAUACACACUGCAUCUGUGCUGUUACCUCUUAGGUGAAACUUGAAAAUGCUACAAAGACGAACAAUGAAUGUAAUUCAGGUAUUUCAGAGAAUAUCUGAUGCCAUAAAUACAUGUUUUUAACUCUAUUGAAAAUUUUUCCCUUAUCCUUACCCUUUAUUUUUGAUGUAGAUUUUUGAUGGAGUGAUGAUUGUCUUCAUGAAGUGUUAUUGUAGAUGGCAAACAAGACGCUUGAUUUUGUUGGACAACUGUUUUCAGAAACCAAGGUACAAAGCAUAUGUCAGUGCCCUUUUAAAACAACCAAUGUAAGUACUUGAGGAGCAAAAAAGAAACAACCCAAAGAUCAGAAAA
Carassius carassius (crucian carp) is the source of this 3747-nucleotide messenger RNA. RefSeq names its product fidgetin-like protein 2. Lineage: Eukaryota; Metazoa; Chordata; Actinopteri; Cypriniformes; Cyprinidae. The coding region runs from base 277 to 2343 and encodes 688 amino acids. The transcript is spliced from 3 exons. Gene Ontology annotation, molecular function: ATP binding; microtubule severing ATPase activity; ATP hydrolysis activity. The record is from RefSeq and is a predicted model, not a curated record.